UUUCCGUCAUCAGUGAGUGCGCUCUAGCAUCAUGUUUAGCAUCGUCCGCGGCUCAACGGUUUUGUAACUUAAAACACAAGUAUAUACGUGCGUAUUACGAUAUAAUAAGAUAGUGUUCCUUGCUACAGAGCUGGCGUGUGUGCAUUGUGUUUGAUGCAGCCAAGGCCCGUCGGGACAAUAAAAUGAAACGUUUGCUAUAGUUAUUUUUACCAGGUAGGUUAGCAUUAGCUGUUAGCUUUUUUUCAGGCACUCCGGACCGGCUGUAUGUGAGCACAAAGGCCGAGUCCAUCGCCACGCCUCAUAACAAUGUAUCCCUCCUGGGGAAAUUAUGGGGCACCCCCGUCGCAAAACUUUGGAGGGCAAGGGCCCCGUAAGCAGCCCGGUGGCGGAAACAUCGGCACUGAUGCACCGGGGUUCGGGGGCUUCGAGGCCCCAUCAGCCGGAUCCAUGUUCUCCAGCCUCCAGGAGCAACACUUGCAGCAGAUGCAGCAGCUGCAGAUGCUACACCAGAAACAGCUCCAGUCAGUGCUUCACCACGGUAGUAAUGCUAAUGCCAAUGCGUACAGUGGUGGUGGUGGUGGUGGUGGUGGUGGACACAACGUUGGUUAUUCCGGGUCGUCGUGGCAUCCAGAAAGUGCAGGACAUUCAGACAGCAAUGCUGGAGCUCAAUCGUACUAUCAACAGGACGAGGCGACCAGAGGUCCCCCUGCACCUCAGACGGGUCAGCCACAGCCUCCUCCACUGCCACCGCAACCGCAUCCCAACGACAGCAAACCGUACCCCCCCCCUCCAGAGCCCCAGUCGUCUAAGCCACCGGAGAACAUCGGUGCUCCCAAAGAAAAAGAGUCCAAUAACAAAGACCCACCCACACCAGAGGACGACACAACCCUACCAUUGCAGGAGCAACAGCAACGUUGGUACAAACAGCAUCUUCAGAAUUUACAAAAGUUAAAGCAAGAGAAGGCAAAACAGAAUCAGAAAGAGGGUGGUGGUCAUGGGCCACCACCCCCCUCUGGCCAUGCAGUUCCUCCUCCUCCUCCAUCAGAACCACCAAAAGGCGCACCUCCUCCACCCCCUCCAAAAGAGGAGCCUCCAGCACCCCCUCCACCACCUGAUGAGGGAAAGAGUGAUACUCUGGAAGACCCAGAGGAGGCUGCCCGCCUCCAGGAGUUACAGGCUGCAGCAGCGCAGUGGCAAAAGGUGCAGCAAGAAAGAGCUGGCUUACAAUACCAGGCUCUCAUGCAACAACACGAAAAGCUUCAGCAGAUCCUGGAAAAAUAUCAACAGCUGAUUCAGCAACCUGCAAAUCUAGCGUCAAUGUCUGCUGAAAUGCAGCUCAGGCACUAUGAAAUGCAACGGCAGCAGUUCACCCCCUUAUUCCAAGAGUGGGAUCGCUCCUUCGUCCUGUGGUAUGAACAGUUUAAGACCUAUCCCCACAAAGAUCAACUGCAGGACUAUGAACGCCAAUGGAAGCAGUGGCAGGAGCAGAUGAACGCCACCAAUGCGCACCUUCAAGAAAGGGUGGCCACACUCACUGCCAUGGUGCCAUUCGCUUCAAACCAGUAUAGUAGUGGAAUGAUGGGACAGUUUGGCCAUUACCCUGGACAAGACAUUCACAUGCAGCAGCACACAGCAAUACCAGGUUUGCAGCAUUCCCCAGCUGGUGUUGGUCCAAACUCUCAAGGUCCACCUCCCACUGGCUUUGGACCACAUUCAGAGUCACCUGCUGGACCCCCUGUGAGAGGCACCGGCCCUGCUGGCUUAGGAGUCAGACCCCCAGGUCCCCCUGCUAUUCAGCCAACAAGCAACAACAGUGUCAGCGGUCCACGUCCCGCUGUUCCCACUGGAAACAACCCUAGAUAUGACCAGCCACAGCAAGGGUUUGAUGGUCCUCCAAGAUUUGACCAGCCAAAUCGCUUUGAUGGUCCUCCAAGGUUCGAACAAACGCAGCACCGCUUUGAUGGACCCCCAAGGUUCAACCAACCGCAGCAGCGGUUUGAUGGCCCCCCAAGGUUCAACCCACAACAGCAGCGGUUUGAUGGCCCCCCAAGGUUCAACCAACAACAGCAGCGAUUUGAUGGCCCCCCUCGAUUUGACCAACAAAGGCACCGCUUUGAUGGUCCACCAAGAUUUGACCAACCACGGCAACGCUUUGAUGCCCCCCCCCGAUUUGGGCCGCCGUCUAGGUUUGACCAGCCCCAAAGGCCUCCUGGCCCCGCGCCAUUUGAACGCCCACCUGGGCCCCAGCAGCAACAGCAAGUAGUCCAACCUAAGGCAAAACCUGCCACUACAGACUUGAAGACUCCUGGAAAGACAGCCGGGCAGCUACAGUCUGAAAAAGAAAAAGGUAAAUCAAAACCCGGCGAUAAGGCCAAUUCUGAUGACUUGACAGAGGACAACUUACUUGGAACUGAGGGUUUUUUUGUCCAGAAGGACCCCAUUCCCCAGACAUUAAAUACCAGCACAAAGCCUGAGGAAUCAGAGGACAACAAGGAUGCUUCUAACAAAAGUGAGAAACCCAAACCUGGUAACAACAAACCUUCUUUACCUGCUCCCUCUUCUGUAACUGCUCCCUCUUCUGUCGCAUCAAAAAAUACUGCUGCACAAAGUUUGCUCAAACCUGAUGGGCCAUUGACAAAAAACAAAACCCCACAGGUUCCAAAGCCCUCAGGAAUCCAACAGGAGACUGGCCAUAUGCAGUCAAGACCAGAUCAACCAAGGCAUCCUCCUGGAAGGGGACGAGGCCAGCCACCGGGACCUGUGCAAGGUCGAGGGCGUGGGCAAAUGGGGCAUGGAGAUUUCAGGGGACCUAACUCUAUACCACUUGGGGGGGAGAUUGAGGAAAUGCCGUAUGACUACAUGCCACCUGAAGAAAACGUGGGGAUGCCAGAAGAACAGGAGGAGUAUCAUUGGCAAGAUCCUUCAUAUGAGGAGUGUGGUGAUGAGGAAUCAGAGGAGCCCCCUGAAGAAAUGUGGAUGCAAGAUGGAUAUCACUACGCAGCAGAGGAAGAGUAUUAUGAAGAGCCAACUUGUGGACCCUCUAUGGGGAGAGGAGGCCCCCCGAUGAUGAGAGGAGGGCCCCAUAUGGGAAGAGGAGGACCACCUUUUGGGAGAGGUGGUCUUCCUAUGGGGAGGGGAGGUCCACCUAUGGGUAGAGGGGGGCCGCCUAUGGGGAGAGGAGGGCCACCAAUGGGGAGAGGAGGGCCACCUAUGGGUAGAGGGGGACCGCCUUUUGGUAGAGGGGGACCGCCUUUUGGUAGAGGGGGUCCACAAAUGGGCAGAGGAGGACCCCCAAUGGGUAGAGGAGGACCCCCAAUGGGUAGAGGAGGACCCCCAAUGGGUAGAGGAGGACCACCAAUGGGUAGAGGAGGACCACCAAUGGGUAGAGGUGGACCCCAUAUGGGAAGAGGAGGGCCACCCAUGGGAAGAGGAGGACCAAUGGACAUGUACUGGGAAGACCCUGAGUCGGCAGAGUACCCGGAGGAAGGCGAUCCUUACUGGGGAGAAAGGAGACCUCCUAUGAGAGGCAUGAGACCCCAAUUUCCACCUGGCCGGGGCCGUCCCCCACCUGGUCAUCCUGGUUUCAUGCACCAAGGACGAGGGCGCCCCCCUCAUCCAGCGCAUGGCCCAAUGGAUCAUGAGGCGUUAGGCCAAGGAAUAAACAUGGAUGAUACCGAAAUGGAUCCCACAAUGCACCCCGGACAUGAGCCUCAUAGCCACCCGAUGCAUCCUGAUGCAGGAAGAGAAAGGCAUGGCGUGCCACCCCCACCUCGCGAAGUGAUUGAUUCUAUAGAGGACCCAAUGUACAGUGAAGGCAUGGAGAGAGAUUUAGACUGGCAACCGCCUCAUGGCAGAGAACCGCCUCAUGGCAGAGAACCGCCUCAUGGCAGAGAACCUCCUCAUGGCAGAGAACCUCCUCAUGGCAGAGAACCUCCUCUGCCUCCACAUGAGAUCAUUGAUCCUGAAGGAAUGAGGCGGAGACCUAUGGGUAGAGGCAUGUCGCGGCCAGGUCCAACACAUGAGGAAUAUGAAGAGAGACAUAAAGAGGGUUUCGUGGAGGAUUAUGGUCAUGGAGAACACGGUCGCUGGCGGCCACCACAGGACCAUCCUCCUGGUAACUAUCGGCAUGAGGCCAAGUAUGGCUAUGAGUCUGAAUGGGACAGAGAGCGUGCUCCUCCUGAGAGGGAUUAUCCCCCCCGCAUGCCACGCCCAGAGCUCUACAGAGAAGAAAGAGAAAGAGGUCACCCACAUUCUUAUGAUGAGCAUGACAGGGGAAGAGGAGAACUCAGAAUUCGGGAGUAUAGAGAUGAGCCAGCAUAUCGCCAGGAUGACCAACCAUACCCGCCAUCAGCUCCACCUUCAGAAUGGGACAGGCCUUCAAGACUUCCUCCAUCACCAGUGAGAGGGUAUCCUGCUGAGUAUGAGAAUCGCAGACCUCGCUAUGAAGAUCCCAGAGAAGAGACUCCCUUACCUGCUGCUGCUGCUGCUGCACCCGUCACAAACUUGCCAGAACAUGACCCAGAAUCACAAGGAUCGAGUGGAUCAAAUGUACUUGCACUCUCCCAACGUCAACAUGAGAUCAUCUUGAAAGCUGCUCAAGAGCUUAAACUUAUAAGGGAAUUGCAUGAAGGGAAGACACCUGCUACUGCACCCCAGCCUGCAUCGGCCGACAUCCCAGCCGAGCUUCCUGCUGGUCUUCUUGGUUUGGAGAUCCCAGCAGACAUCAGGAAUGUUCUGAAGGGCAUGAGUGCAGCAGCACAGACGGCUUCAACCGAACCUGGGUCUUGGGAUAAUACACCUGCUGCCACACGUUACCAGACAUCUCUCUCUGCGGCCACACCUUCAGUGAUGCCAAAGACUGUGGAUUACGGGCAUGGCCACGAGCCUGGAGCCACUGUUGAGCGGAUCUCUUAUGGUGAGAGGAUUGUGUUGAGGCCUGACCCAGUUCUCUCAGACCGGGGCUAUGAAAAAGAACCCCUUGGUCCCAGGGAUCCUUACGGCAGAGAUCCAUAUUAUGAAAGAAGAUCAGACCCUUACAUGGAGCGCCGGGAGUACAGCAGAGAGAGGGAGUUAUACAGAGAGAAGCCCCCACCUGAAUAUGAAAGAGAACGAUAUGAGAGGGAGCGCUAUCCACCACGAGAGAGAGAUGACAGAUCUCCACUGGCACCUGCGCCCCGCUCAGGAUACAGGGAGAGAGAGCGGGAACUUCGAGAGAGAGACCGAAGUGACAGUCGUGACCGAGAGGAGCAUUAUGGAAGGCCGGGCUAUGACAGACCUCCAUAUGAGCGCAGCGGACCCGACCGUGGCGUGCCUGAGCGGUACGGCCAUAGCUCCUCACCGUACGGAGAAAGAAGAAGUUAUCCAGAGGAAAGGGGGCCUCCCACUGCAUCACCCCUCGCACCUCCCCCACAGCCAGCCCCGCGCGUUGAGAAAAAGCCAGAAAUCAAGAAUAUUGACGAUAUCCUCAAACCACCUGGAAGAUCAUCUCGGCCUGAAAGGAUUGUCAUCAUAAUGAGAGGGCUUCCAGGAAGCGGAAAAAGCCACGUGGCAAAGCUGAUACGGGAUAAGGAAGUGGAUUGUGGCGGUGCACCCCCAAGAGUUCUCGUUUUGGACGAUUAUUUUAUGACGGAGGUUGAGAAAGUAGAGAAAGACCCAGACACAGGGAGACGAGUGAAACGCAAGGUUCUUGAGUACGAAUAUGAGCCAGAGAUGGAGGAUACGUACCGGAACAGCAUGCUGAAAACAUUUAAGAAAACUCUGGAUGAUGGCUUUUUUCCCUUCAUCAUUUUAGACACUAUUAAUGACAAGGUUAAACAUUUUGAUCAGUUCUGGAGCGCAGCCAAAACGAAAGGCUUUGAGGUAUAUCUUGCUGAGAUCACUGCAGACACUCAGACUUGUGCAAAGAGAAACAACCAUGGGCGCACGCUAAAGGAUAUUUUGAAGAUGUCAAACAACUGGGAGGCUUCACCUCGGCAUAUGGUGCGAUUGGAUGUCCGGUCCCUGCUUCAGGAUGCAGCUAUAGAGGAGGUCGAAAUGGAAGACUUCAAUCCCGAUGACGAGCCCAAGGAGCCGAAGAGAGAGAAGAGAGAGGAGGAAGAAGAGGGCGAUAAGGGCUACAUUCCAAAAAGCAAAUGGGAGAUGGACACGUCCGAGGCGAAACUUGACAGGUUGGAUGGUCUGGGGAGCGGUGGGAAAAGGAAACGUGAAGACAUGUCCGGCCUGGAGGACUACCUUCAGCUGCCAGACGAUUAUGCUACGCGCAUGUCACAACCAGGAAAGAAAAGGGUUCGCUGGGCUGAUCUCGAAGAGAAGAAGGAAGCAGAUCGAAAGCGCGCUAUCGGCUUUGUGGUGGGUCAAACGGACUGGGAAAGAAUAACGGACGAGAGCGGCCAGAUGGCACAAAGAGCUCUUAACCGUACCAAGUAUUUCUAAGAAGAUAAUCUUUUCCCCCUUCAUUGAAAGGUUUCAAGAAUGUGAAAAUACUGAAGCUCGCUUGUAGUGGAACAAGAGACUCAUCCAGGUGGCAAGAUCACCGAUUGUUAUCAAAUUAUUAGUUAUUUGAUCGAUAAGGAUAAGUCUUUUUCCAUUAUUUUUAAAGAGACACUGCUUAUUUGCUGUUCAAUUUGUAGUUUGUAACUGUGCAUCUUCUGGUCAUGGUCUGUAUUCAGUUAUGUUACUGUUUUAUACUCUUCAUGCUUUCUGUACUGUAGCCGUGUUUUUUGGUCCAUUUAAUUCUUGAAAAAACACAAUAAACUUUCACAAAAUUA
Molecule: messenger RNA, 6767 nt
Organism: Trematomus bernacchii (emerald rockcod)
Lineage: Eukaryota; Metazoa; Chordata; Actinopteri; Perciformes; Nototheniidae
Gene: ylpm1
Product: YLP motif containing 1
Biological process (GO): regulation of telomere maintenance
Cellular component (GO): nucleus
Source: RefSeq, a predicted model, not a curated record